ACUACUACUCCACAUCAACGACGAGUGGACAGAGCAAUAUAUAAAUCAAAGGUAUUAUAUUAGCCAUAUUGACGAAAUAAGCCGUAGCAUAGCACAAAAGGAUUUAGAGAAAUUUCUCUUGGGAAAAGCAUAAGAACGAAAGUCGCUAUCAUUUUGGCCGCCGGGAAGGCCCAUCUCGCGCCAUCGCCUACCGCUCUUGUAGCCUCUCGCUUGGGGAGGAUGGAUGCGGAGGCAGCCUCUCCGUCUCUCUCCUCCACGGUGGCAGGGCCCUCCACACUGUGGCGUCUCGCUGAGCGGAGGAGUAGGAAGGAUGGCUCAGGGAACAUCUUUGGCGGGGUGAACCUACGUCAGCUGCAGAGGCUGUUCACGGUAGCUGGGGACCAGGAUGCAGAGCAGAGGGCCGAGCUGGUGUGGGGCCACGGGGACGAGGCUGAGCUGGCCCAGGCCCUGAUAGGACUGAGGGCGAGGGGCCGACGGAGAGGACUCAGGGUGGCGGGGCGAGACACACUGGGGUCGCGCUGGCUCCGGGCGUUUAAUCAACUGAGGAUUGGUAAGAGUUCAGAGAGUAGCCAACAGAGCAAAGAGCAGUCAUCAGACAGCAAGACGGAGGCAAGAGCAAAACACAGCAGCCCAGACACACAGCCACUGACUCCUAAGGGCCCCAGAGGCGCUACAGGAGUCAGAGACGACCUAACUGAGGGCCAAGGGCCUGCAGGGGCCUCUGAGAGACCAGCCAGACCAGGAGCUCUACUGAAGAAAGGAGGGGAGAGCGACCCGGAGAGGUACCUCCACCGCAUCCUCCACUGACGGACACACAGAGGACUACGAUGACUUUGUUGCCCCUAGAUGCUGAUCUUGGAUCAGUUUUUUCCCUUCCCUGCUAAUCAUUGUGUGUAUUAGGUGAUGGUAAAUUGAUUCUAAAUCUGUGGAUGGGGACAACUUCUAUGUGGAGUACUGACCAACCCUAGUUCAGAGAGGGACAGAGUCAAAGAUACUAUAUUUUUAUCUCUGUCCAACCAAGAUCAGAUGAAUGAAGAACAAACUGGAUCUACAAGAUGGGGAACACUUUGAUAUGAUAUUCUAACAUUUCAUUCUCUCUCAGGAACUGGCUUAUCUGUUCUUCUGUUUGUCUCUGAUGAGCAUCACGUAUUAAACCUUGGAUUCAUACAAAGGAUUAAGGAAAGAGGUUUUGACUGUGUGGGGAUAUAGCAGAGCACUUCAGGAGAGCUCAAUUCCACCUGGACUUGUUUUUGAAUGAAGUAUUUGUCAUUUUAUUCUCCAAAUUAGACAAAUGUGCCAAGGUGCAUCCACAAAAAGAAAGUAACGGGAAAUGAGUUGACGUCAACUGGAAAGGAGAUAUUUUGAAGAAGUCAACAUUUCGACCAGGGGUGUGAAACUCAUUUCAUACAGGGCCAAGUGUCUGCUGGUAUCGUUAUUUCCUUUUCAAUGUGUAAGAACAGAAACAGCAGGGGUUUAAACUUUAGAACCCAGUUCCUACAUUUGAAUAUAGAAAUAGUUUUGUUUAAUAAAAUCAAUGCUACAUUUUAUCUCUGGGACCCUCAGGAUGAUAAACCAGAGCAAGAUUACUGAAUGUAAAUACAUUCAACUCUGAAGGUAAUCAUGUAUCAAACCAAGUGCUGUGAUGAAAGUUGGAUGUUACUUACAUCAUUCUAGUCACAUUAGCAACAACCGUCCCGGCAUAGGGACACCGAUCCCAUAGAGGUUUUAAAGAGCCAGAUGCACAAUUAAAGGGGAAUUACACUCAAAUCAAUUUGUUUCCUUCCAGACCAAAAAUUAAUGGUAUUCUGAUGUGAUUUAAGCACUGACAUGGACUCAGAACAUCCAAUUUUGUUGUUUCUCUAAAACAAUUUGUAAUUGUGAGUGAAAUUCAAAACAGGAAAAAUAAAACUCAACAAUUUUUGGGGGGAAAAUCUAUGUUAUAGGACCCCCACCCCUUAGUUGUUUUAUUAACCAUUCUUUUACCAGGUAUAUUGACAGAACACUGCACUACUUUCUCUUGUACACUAAGGACCCGAGGAAGAGUUUCAGGGGAGAGGAGAAGAAUGUUCCUAUUCGAAAGCUAGAUAAAAAUUAGUAGCUCGUAACUUUAAAUAAAAUAAAAAAAUUGUUCUCAUGCUAGAAAAGGUUGGCUAUAACUAGGGUAAAAUUCUGGGCCCUAGAUGUAGCCUGUAACUAGGACACAUUUUCUUGGUCAGGUGACAGGAAAAACUCAUGAACCAACUCAUACCUCGUCAAUGUACAAGGAAAGAGAAACCUGGGAAAAAAUGUAUCACUUCAAUAUGUUAAUGUUGCCUAAACUUUAAUUUGACACUACAGUAUAUGGUCUUACACACAUACGGUAACGGAACUUAAAUUCAUUGAAUAAAUAAAAAAUAAAAAUAUAUAUAUCUACAGUUGAAGUUUACAUACACCUUAGCCAAAUGCAUUUUAACUCAGUUUUUCAC
Molecule: messenger RNA, 2465 nt
Organism: Salvelinus namaycush (lake trout)
Lineage: Eukaryota; Metazoa; Chordata; Actinopteri; Salmoniformes; Salmonidae
Product: arginine vasopressin-induced protein 1-like
Exons: 4
Coding region: 220-807 (195 amino acids)
Source: RefSeq, a predicted model, not a curated record